AUGGGGGUAGCUGGCGCUGAACCUAGAGUGAUGGGCUGGCAGGUGGGGCCGUUGUCGGAUCGCCUUGACGUGGUGCCGGGCUGUUCUCGGCCAUUUGACCUGGCUACCCCGGGCCAGCGCCUAGCAGGUCAGACCACCGACUCCGCGGGUCGCCGAGGGCCCAAGGGCCCCGCCGUGAGCCGAAGGCAAUGGACGAACAGAGCGUGUUUUAUUUGUAAGCAGAAGACAUCUCUAACCCAAGAAACAGAGCUGUUGGAAUCCUUACAGGAGGUGGAGCACCAGUUGUGGUCUUGUAGUAAGAGUGAGUUGAUAUCUAUGAGCUCAGAAAUCCUCAUGAUGUCACAAGUUCAUCGAAAGCCGAUGGCAUCCUUUGUUACCACUCCUGUUCCACCAGACUUUACCAGUGAAUUAGUACCAUCUUACGAUUCAGCUACGUUUGUUUUAGAGAAUUUCAGCACUUUGCACCAGAGAGCAGAUCCUGUUUACAGUCCACCUCUUCAAGUUUCAGGCCUUUGCUGGAGGUUAAAAGUUUACCCAGAUGGAAAUGGAGUUGUUCGUGGUUACUAUUUAUCUGUGUUUUUGGAACUCUAAGCUGGCUUGCCUGAAACUUCCAAAUAUGAAUAUCGUGUAGAGAUGGUUCACCAAUCCUGCAAUGAUCCUACCAAAAAUAUCAUUCGAGAAUUUGCAUCUGAUUUUGAAGUUGGAGAAUGCUGGGGCUAUAAUAGAUUUUUCCGUUUGGACUUACUUGCUAAUGAAGGAUACUUGAAUCGACAAAAUGAUACAGUUAUUUUAAGGUUUCAGGUACGUUCACCAACUUUCUUUCAAAAAUGCUGGGACCAGCACUGGUAUAUUACCCAGUUGGAAGCUACACAGACUAGUUAUAUCCAACAAAUAAACAACCUUAAAGAGAGGCUUGCCAUUGAGCUGUCUCGAUCUCAGAAAUCAAGAGAUUUGUCACCACCAGCUAAUCAUCUCAGCCCCCAGAAUGACGAUGCUCCUGAGACACGAGCUAAGAAGUCUGGGUCAUGCUCGGACAUGCUUCUUGAGAGUGGUCCUACUAUACUUUCUGUAAGAGAGGCCAAAGAGGAUGAAGAAGAUGAGGAGAAGAUUCAGAAUGAAGAUUAUCAUCAUGAGCUUUCAGAUGGAGAUCUGGAUCUGGAUUUUGUUGGUGAAGAUGAAGUAAAUCACCUCGGUGGCAGCAGUUCCUCUGCUAGUUCCACAGCAACAAGUAAUACAGAAGAGAAUGACAUUGAUGAAGAAACUAUGUCUGGAGAAAAUGAUGUGGAAUAUAACAACGUGGAAUUGGAGGAGGGAGAACUGAUGGAAGAUGCAGCUGCUGCGGGACCUCCAGGUAGUAGCCAUGGCUAUGUGGGCGCCAGUAGCAAAAUGUCAAGAAGAGCACAUUUAUGCUAUAUUUAUAAUACAGAAGAGAAUGACAGUGAUGAAGAAACUAUGUCUGGAGAAAAUGAUGUGGAAUAUAACAACAUGGAAUUGGAGGAGGGAGAACUGAUGGAAGAUGCAGCUGCUGCGGGACCUCCAGCCAUAAAUAAGAAGAGUAAUUCACCGAAGCCAGCUCGGUCCAGUAUAGCAGGCAGUCUAUCACUUCGAAGAGCAGUGGACUCUGGGGAGAACAGUCGUUCAAAAGGAGAUUGUCAGACCCUGUCUGAAGGCUCCCCAGGAAGCUCUCACUCUGGGAGUAGGCAUAGUUCUCCCCGAGCCUUGACACAUGGGACUAUUGGUGAUAUUCUGCCAAAAACUGAAGACUGACAGUGUAAAGCUUUGGAUUCAGAUGCCGUUGUGGUUGCAGUUUUCAGUGGCUUACCUACUGUUGAGAAAAGGAGGAAGAUGGUCACCUUGGGGUCUAAUGCUAAAGGAGGCCACCUAGAAGGAAUGCAGGUGACUGAUUUGGAAAAUAAUUCUGAAACUGGGGAGUUACAACCUGUACUGCCUGAAGGAGCUUCAGCUGCUCAGGAAGGAAUGAGUAGCGACAGUGACAUUGAAUGUGACACUGAGAAUGAGGAGCAGAAAGAGCACACCUGUGUGGGUGGAUUUCACGACUCUUUCUUGGCACAGCCCCCAGAUGUAGGUGCAAACCGUGGUGUCAUUUUACGCAGAGUAAUAAAAACGUCGCUGCUGCUGCUUUUUCCUCUGCUGCUGCUGCUUGUUACUCUGCUCUGCUGCUUUCGCUGCUUCUGCUUCUUUUUCUUUAAAUUGUCAUUUGUGAGACAACAUUCUUUGGUAAACCAUGUGGUGAGUACAGAAUAAAUUUGGUAGGUAAUGUU
Galeopterus variegatus (Sunda flying lemur) is the source of this 2282-nucleotide messenger RNA. Its product is annotated as E3 ubiquitin-protein ligase TRIM37-like. Gene Ontology annotation, cellular component: peroxisome; aggresome. The record is from RefSeq and is a predicted model, not a curated record. Lineage: Eukaryota; Metazoa; Chordata; Mammalia; Dermoptera; Cynocephalidae. Gene Ontology annotation, molecular function: tumor necrosis factor receptor binding; ubiquitin protein ligase activity; ubiquitin protein ligase binding. Gene Ontology annotation, biological process: negative regulation of centriole replication; protein autoubiquitination.